AUGUCCCUGUGCGAGUGGCACAUCGCCGUGAAGCUGGCGGACCAGCCGCUCGCGCCCAAAUCCAUCCUGCGGCUCCCGGAGACGGAGCUGGGCGAGUGCCCCCUGGGCGGCUGCAGCAUCUCCCACCUGAAGCAGCUCAUCACCGGGAAGCUGCAGGAGUCCGUGCCGGACCCGGAGCUCAUCGAUUUGAUCUACUGUGGUCGUAAGCUGAGGGAUGACCAAACACUGGAUUUUUAUGGCAUCCAGUCCGGCUCCACUGUUCAUGUCCUGCGCAAGUCCUGGCCUGAGCCGGAUCAGAAGCCGGAGCCCGUGGAUAAGGUGGCCGCGGUGCGGGAAUUCCGGGUCCUCCACACCGCCCUGCACAGCAGCCCUGCCUACAGGGACGCGGUCUUCAAGAUGCUGGGAAACAAGGAGUCCUUGGACCAGAUCAUUGUAGCUACGCCUGGCCUCAGCAGUGACCCCGUCGCUUUGGGAGUCCUGCAGGACAAGGAUCUCUUCUCAGUGUUUGCAGACCCCAACAUGCUGGACACGCUCAUUCCCGCGCACCCGGCGCUCGUCAACGCCAUCGUCCUGGUGCUGCACUCGGUGGCCGGCAGCGCCCCGCUGCCAGCCCCGGACACCUCCUCCCGGAGCCUCUCGUCCGGCUCCUACCGGGAAAUGCCAGGUGGCUUUCUGUUUGAAGGUCUCUCAGAUGAAGAAGACGACUUUCACCAGAGCACCCGAUCAACACCGUCCAGCAGCGCGUCUGGUUCCCGGCCGGCCUCCCUGGGCUACUCGGGGGCCGCGGGGCCGCGGCCGAUCACGCAGAGCGAGCUGGCCACCGCGCUGGCCCUGGCCAGCACCCCGGAGAGCAGCUCCCACACGCCGACUCCGGGCACGCAGGGUCACUCCUCUGGCACCUCCCCAAUGUCAUCCAGCGUCCAGUCGGGAACACCCAUCACCAACGACCUCUUCAGCCAGGCCUUGCAACAUGCCCUGCAGGCCUCCGGGCAGCCCAGCCUGCAGAGCCAGUGGCAACCACAGCUUCAGCAGCUGCGAGACAUGGGCAUCCACGAUGAUGAGCUCAGCCUCCGGGCCCUGCAGGCCACCGGAGGGGACAUCCAGGCCGCCCUGGAGCUCAUCUUUGCUGGUGGGGCUCCCUAGCU
Messenger RNA from Tinamus guttatus (white-throated tinamou), 1145 nucleotides. RefSeq names its product ubiquitin like 7 (gene UBL7). The record is from RefSeq and is a predicted model, not a curated record. Gene Ontology annotation, molecular function: polyubiquitin modification-dependent protein binding. Lineage: Eukaryota; Metazoa; Chordata; Aves; Tinamiformes; Tinamidae. Gene Ontology annotation, biological process: ubiquitin-dependent protein catabolic process. Gene Ontology annotation, cellular component: cytosol.